AUGAUGAUGAGGUCGAAUCAAAGAAGUGCGAGAAAACGCAACAAUGGAGGAGAAAGAAAUAGCAAGCAAGGGGCUGCGUUACCCCUUGAUAUUAUCCAACAAAUUUUGUGCAGGCUUCCUGCAGAAUCAAUCAUCUCAUGCAGCUGCGUAUGCAAGUCUUGGUAUGCCUUGAUUCAUGAACGUCCUUUCAUUCAACAGCAGCUGGAAAGGACUAAGAACGAACCUUGCCAAUACCUCCUUCAGAGCCGUACUGGAGCUUUUUUUCAGAGCCUUCUGCUGUUGGAUAUCCAUAAAGAGCGUCUUGCAGAAAUUUCUUUCAAGAAAAUGAAGCUGCCCACCUACCCUAAACUUAAGCUGCUAGCCUUUUAUAUCGUCUGUUCCUGCAAUGGUUUGCUUUGCUUAGCUCCGAAAGAGAAGAUGGAUCCUGUACUAAUUUGCAAUCCAAUCACAAAAGAUUGCUUGAUUUUACCCUCAGCAAAGACAGUAACAGGGUUUGAAAGGCCAUGCAAGAGUUAUCAUCUUGGUUUUCACUUGGACUCCUCAUCUGGGAAUUACAAAGUUGUGAGAGAAUAUACAUUCACAAACAAUGCAGCUAGCAACUUUCAGCUAAUUUCAGUUGGAGAAAGUUCAUGGAAAGUGCUGAGUGGAGCACCUGAUGUUGUGCUUGAACAAGGGUAUGAAACUCCAAUAUUCUGGAACGGAGCCUUCCAUUGGAAAAUCAGUGAAGUUGAUCACAGAAAUGGAAACAACAGUUGCAUUCUUGCUCUUGAUUUGAGCGAUGAAAAGUUUCACACAAUCUCUUUUCCAGAGGAUGAAAGGAAUUGUCCUCGUAACUAUCGCUUGGUGGAUUUAGGAGGUGCUCUAAAUAUAGUAGAACAUAACGCUCGUUUCUUGAAGAUAUGGACAGUGUCUGGGAACAAGGUUGGAGGUUUCUCCAUUCGCCUGGAACACAUGUAUAUUUUGUGCGUGCCGCCGCGGAGUCUUCUGCAGCAUGACUUGAUUUGCCAACUUGAAGAGAAAUCUUACCUGAUGCAAGUGUUCAGAUGGGAGAAUGGCAUUCAGAAGUGCCGCCUCGUGAAGUUUUGUCCUGCAAUCGCACGACACUUAGAUUUGAGCAUUCCUGGUCUUCCUUCCCUUUACAGGGUAGUGUGCUUUAAGCCUAGCCUUGUUUCUCCUUUUGUGGCUUCUCUUGCUUUAUCCUAG
Messenger RNA from Hevea brasiliensis (rubber tree), 1203 nucleotides. RefSeq names its product F-box protein At5g65850-like. Bases 1 to 1203 code for a protein of 400 amino acids. Gene Ontology annotation, molecular function: protein binding. The record is from RefSeq and is a predicted model, not a curated record. The transcript has a single exon. NCBI's taxonomy places the organism in Eukaryota, Viridiplantae, Streptophyta, Magnoliopsida, Malpighiales, Euphorbiaceae.